Molecule: messenger RNA, 153 nt
Organism: Auxenochlorella protothecoides
Lineage: Eukaryota; Viridiplantae; Chlorophyta; Trebouxiophyceae; Chlorellales; Chlorellaceae
Exons: 1
Coding region: 1-153 (50 amino acids)
Source: RefSeq, a predicted model, not a curated record
AUGCUUUCAGCGAUAUGUAUAUUGGCCGCAAAGCCCAGAACAAGGGAGUGUGUUGACCGAGUCGCUCGGCGCGUCCCCGUUUCCACCCCGGGUCGGGGGUUUGGACCGGACGCUAGUUCCUUCCAAUGCGCGGCCUUUAUGUUCCAUACCUAA